Naegleria lovaniensis is the source of this 1629-nucleotide messenger RNA. RefSeq lists its product as uncharacterized. Gene Ontology annotation, molecular function: protein binding. Lineage: Eukaryota; Heterolobosea; Eutetramitea; Acrasida; Naegleriidae. The transcript has 2 exons. Bases 1 to 1629 code for a protein of 542 amino acids. The record is from RefSeq and is a predicted model, not a curated record.
AUGCAAGAAGACAUCACUGUUUGCUCCGAUGAUCGUGAUGAUGACGAAUUGUUUUGCAAUGACAUUUACCAAUUAACACCAUCAGCUUUUAUUUCAAAAUAUUCUGCCACUUCAUCAUUCUCAUCUAUUCCGACAGAUGUCUUGUGUUACAUCAUCUUGCAAUAUUUAGAUUGGAAAACGGUUUUCAAGAGCUGCCUAUUGGUGAGCAAGGACUUUUACCGAAAAAUUGCAAAUAACAGACAAUUGUUUAUUAACUUGUAUAACGAACUAUUUGUGAUGAAACAAGAAGAAAUUGAUCGUCUAACCAUUGAUUAUUUACAACAACCAUCAUCUUUUAAACAUAAAAAGAUAUUUACAAGCCAAUACUAUCAAUACUAUGGUAGUUCUAAAAUGUAUGGCGGACUAUUAUAUCCCAAUGAGCAUUAUCACUUUUGUGAUGACUAUGACUAUUUAGAAUUGAAUGAACAAGUAUUUCAAUCCAUGAAAAGCAUAUUACAAAAGCUCUAUGUGAAGAACUGCACCAUGACAGAACAUAAAUUAAUGUUGAUUAGAAAAGCAUGGGAAAACUCAGUUUCAAUAUUAAGAAAGACAAAUGGUAUUACUCCCUCAAGAACAUUGAAAAAGAAUGAAAAUCAAGCACUGCUUGCUCUGAUUAAGAAAAUUAUCAAAGAUAGGCUAUUUAUGAGAAAGUACUUUAAUCAUGAUUUGAAAUCAAAAUAUUUUGGAAAAAGGACCUAUCACUAUUUUUAUAAUGGACAAUCAACGAAAAGACAGGAGGCAAUGGAAAUGGCUAAAAACAUGCCCGAUGUUACACAACAACUUGAGGACUUAUUUUACUAUGCGGACGCUGAACAAUACGAUGGGUAUCAGUGGUACGAACUUGAAGAGAUUGUUCUUGGUUAUGAAUCCACAUUUAAUGGAGUAGCUUCCAAAUUUCUGAAUUUCAUGGAAUCCAAUCAAGAAGUGUUUCCCCUUACUAACAUUGUUUCUCUGUUUUGUCACAACUUGGUCGAUUAUGAAAGCAUGAUAUCCUGCUUGUACAACCCUGACCCACUAGCGUUCUUCAGCUUGUGUCCGAAUUUAAAGGCGUAUGCAUCACGAGGCAAAUAUUGUUCAUUCUCGGUUAUUAGAAGUAAUUAUCUAUCCAUUUUGAUUUUAGUGUCUGGUGGGAUGGAGUCCAAAACAUUGAGCUCUGUAUUGAAAUGCCAUUUUCCACAACUCAAGCAUCUGGAAUUGUGGUUUGGAGAUACCAGGUAUGGAAACGAGAUUGUGUGUCAACAUUUAGAACACCUCUUAAGUGAGCAAGAAAAUGGUAAAUUUCCCAUUCUAGAAUAUUUUGGAAUUAGAAAUUGUGAAAACAUUCAUCUAUUUGUCCCAUUAAUUGGAAAUUGUGCAUUACUUUCUCGAAUUAGAAUAUUAGAUUUGUCUCUAAGCGCUAUUGCGUUGGAAGACAUUCAGAAAUUGUUGGCAAUAUUAAAAAAGAGAACAAGAGGCAGCUUUCCAUUGUUAGAAGCAAUCGAUUUUCAUCGGUGUGCUAGAGUUCCACCUGAAGUGGUAGAAGAGUUUAUUGAGCUUGAGGUUAUGGUUGACGUUGCACACUCGGCUAGAUAUAUUGCAGUUGGAGAGUAG